This is a messenger RNA of Necator americanus (New World hookworm), 456 nucleotides long. RefSeq lists its product as uncharacterized. Lineage: Eukaryota; Metazoa; Nematoda; Chromadorea; Rhabditida; Ancylostomatidae. Gene Ontology annotation, biological process: replication fork processing; DNA integration; double-strand break repair via nonhomologous end joining. Gene Ontology annotation, cellular component: nucleus; condensed chromosome; site of double-strand break. Bases 1 to 456 code for a protein of 151 amino acids. Gene Ontology annotation, molecular function: histone H3K36 methyltransferase activity; DNA topoisomerase binding; single-stranded DNA binding. The transcript has a single exon. The record is from RefSeq and is a predicted model, not a curated record.
AUGGCCGAACAUUCCACCCAUAUUCGACACGUACUCCUUUACGAGUUCGAAUGUAGCCACCCUGCUGCUGAAGCCCAUCGACAAUUAAGUCAAGUAUUCGGCAGUGAAGCCCCUUCUAAGCGGUCUUUGCGCACCUGGUUCCGGCGCUUCAGAGCAGGAAACAAGAAGCUCGAAGAUGAGCCUCGCUCUGGUCGACCGACUGCAAUAUCGCUCGACGAACUGAAGAAUCUGACGGAGCAGCAUCCAUAUGAAGGUGUACGGUAUUUUGUUGACAGUCUUGACUGUUCGCUCUCCACCGUGAGCAAUGGACUGCGAUCUCUCGGAAUGGUGAAAAAGCUUGGUCAAUGGCUCCCACAUGCAUUGAGCAACGGCAACCGCCAAAGUCGCUGGGACAUCUGCACUCACCUGCUCUCCAGAAGCCGCAGAUUUGACAGACAAUGCCAGAUCCUUUCGUGA